AUGGUGAAGACAAAGACAACUCCGCGACAGGCAGGCAAUCGCUGUCCGAUGUGUGCUGGGAGAUUUGAUGAUGAAGCUGAAUGGGCAAAACAUCUAGUUGACUGUGGGAACCGGCAGAGGGCAAUGAAAAAAUAUGAGUGCUCUGGUUGCGAUUACGCAAGCAUAAAGAAAUGUGACUUCGACCGGCACAUUAAACGUACUGGACAUGGGGAAGCGCAGACCAUCUCGGAGAGCGAAGAUGAGUGGGAGAUGCAAGACCCUGGCAGUCUUCUGAGUCCACUGUCGACGGACCAGGAAGAGAUUGGUGAUAGUAUUGCUCCACAAGACGCCAGAGACAUUACUAAUGUAGAUGAUGAUAUUAACCGUCCCGACCACUUUCCUGCUAAAUCACCAUUGGCUGAAAAAGUGGCAAAGCUGCAGAGUUUGGAGAAAGCUCCUGUUGAGAAGCAAGUGGCACAGGACUUUACGAUCAGAAAGCGCACUUCUCCAUUGCCGGUAUCGUCGUCUAAACCCAAGGCAGCCAGGCCUUGUACUUCCCUUGUUAACAGCAAUAAGAGCACAAUUGACAACUUCACCAUGACAGGUGCGCAUGAAUUCCUCUACGCAAGGCUCAGUUUUGACGCAAGCACGCAGACUGAAGCACCUGUGAAGACCUUUACUAAGAAACAGACGGUCACCUACGAUAAGGAUGGGAGAAAAAUCAUCAAGGAAGUCAUUACCGAACAGUGGGUAGAAUAG
Molecule: messenger RNA, 738 nt
Organism: Pecten maximus
Lineage: Eukaryota; Metazoa; Mollusca; Bivalvia; Pectinida; Pectinidae
Exons: 1
Coding region: 1-738 (245 amino acids)
Source: RefSeq, a predicted model, not a curated record